AUGGAUGCGCAAAUGGACAUGGCCAGCUACUACGAGGUCGAUGCCAGUGGAAAACCCGUUUCUAUCUGGGUGUCAUUGGUCCCUUUCUCUAUCCAGGACAUCAAAAAAUGCGCCACCUGUCGUGGCCCAUUGAGAGACAUUGCACGAUAUGGUCGGCUUGUGCGCCGAGCUAUCCUUGAUGAGUCGACUAAAAAAUUGAUCAUCUUAACCAAUCAGGAAUAUGUCCCUCUUGCACAGGAACUUCCUCGGCUUGUUCAUGAAUUAAACGCAACUGAGGGUGAAGGAAAGUAUCCAUGGCCACCCGUGAUUGAGAUACGUGGCCCGCGAAACCAGCAGAUCCAGAAAAUGGCAGAAGUCGUCCAGAGCACAAAUCCAGGUCGAUGGGAUUCGAUCCUUGAUCUGAGAAAGCGGGUCGAUUACUAUCGGCGCCGUGUGAAACCCGAGGAGCAACCAUUUGAGAGAGUUCGGAAAAUGAUUGAGAAUGCUCGAUACCGCGGAACAAUGAAAACCAACCCUGAUGAUGUCGAUAAUGUGCCACAGACCAAAGGUUUCCUACAGGGCACUGCCCUCUUAAUUCGUCUGGACAUUGCUUUGCUCGUUGACCUUUUGAGUCUCGUUUCCCAAGGACGAUCAAGCGAGGUGACACCUCGAUUCGAGCUUGAUCUACAGAAGAACAAGGAUGAUUGCAAGACCCUCAUCCAGCAAGCAGCCACUCACCGACGACUUCUGCAGCACGUAGAAGGUCAUAUUUUCCUAGCACAGCUCUAUGCCCUUGAACGAGCACAUUGUUUGAUACCAGAGAAGAGGGAAGGUAUCUUGCAGCACGGCCAGGCUGCCAUUCAGAAAGCUAGAGAUCUUUGCGAGGCGUACCCAAGCCAGACACGAGGAUUGGCAGAUGAAGUUUACAGCGUCGAGAAGAUGUUGCGCAGAGGCACAAUGUACACAAUUAUCACCAACGGCGAACGAAUGGAAGUCAUUUCAGCGAUGGCUCAAGAGUUCAGUGGAACUGGGCAUUGGUAUUACUGUCGCAACGGACAUCCAUUUACCAUUGGGGACUGUGGGGCAGCCAGGGAGACAAGUCGCUGUCCCGAGUGCGAUUCCCCGGUGGGAGGCGAGGAUUCACAAUUGGCAGAGGGAGUUACUGCAGCGGAGGACUAG
This is a messenger RNA of Penicillium griseofulvum, 1158 nucleotides long. RefSeq lists its product as uncharacterized. The transcript has a single exon. Bases 1 to 1158 code for a protein of 385 amino acids. NCBI's taxonomy places the organism in Eukaryota, Fungi, Ascomycota, Eurotiomycetes, Eurotiales, Aspergillaceae. The record is from RefSeq and is a predicted model, not a curated record.